CAGGCUGGGCUGAAGGCACAAGGUUUCAUCUGUGGGGAUCUCUUACCUCACCCUGCAUCAGACAGAGUCUCAGGCUGUGGCUCCUGGUGUGCAUGUAUCAUGGGAAGCAGGUGCUGGCUCCUGCUCUUGGGUCUCAGUGUCUUGUUGACUCUGUCAGGAUCAGAAGCUAAGAACUCUAGAGCCUGCUGUCCUCAAUGCCCUGAGCAUGCUGUCUGCUAUAACAGCACCCACUGUGCCUGUGAGGAUGGAUUCCAGACCAGGUCUGGGAGGAGACACUUUUACAGCUCCUAUGACACAUGUGAAGAUGUUGAUGAGUAUGAGGCUGGGAUGUCAAAGUGCAAGUAUAUAGUAUCUUGUAAGCACAAAAUUGGAACUAGCACCUGCAAUUGUGCUAUGAAGUAUCCUUACUUCAACUGGGUGGCUGGUUUGGUUGAUAUUGAUCAUGCAAAUUGUGAUGUGAAGAGUAGUGAAGAGACGCAGAUACAUGCAAAUAUUGAGGAAAAUCUGAACAAGAAUGGAAACAGAAAAGGCAUUGCAAGAAAGGCUACCCAAUUCCUCCAAAGAGUGCAUCUGAGUGUCUCGAUUGUGAGUUCUGCUUCUUCAGAAACAGAAAACAAGAGUGAAAAGACAAAGUCACAAGUGAAUGUUUGGGAAAAUCUGAGGAAGACUAAAAGAAGAAGGGACUUUGCAAGAAGUGCCACCCUCCUACUUCAAACAGUGGAAUUGAGUAUCUGGAAUGAGAGUUCUUCUUCUCCAGGAAAAGGUCAAAAUUCUGAAUUUGGUACAGUCUAUGAAACCAGGAGGUGCAAUGAGACAAGUGAGAAGGCUCUUCUGGAAGCUGGAAAUAAUACUAUGAGUAUCAACUGCACUCAUGCUUUCAAGGGAGCCACAACAGGUAAAAGUGUGGUUUGUCUUAUCACUUAUCUUGAAGAUAUUCUGAAUGGAUCCUUUUUUAAUAACAAAAUAGGAAUGCAAGAAGUAAAACUAAACUCUCAUAUUGUGAGUGCCACCAUUGGCUUGAAGGAAAAAGUUUACCUGCCUGAACCUAUAGUCCUGACUUUUCAAAAUACUCAGCCUGGAGGUGCAAGAACAAAACACAUAUGUGUCUCCUGGGAAGGAUUGCAGGAAGAGGGAGGCAGAUGGUCCACAGAGGGCUGCUCUCAUGUGUACAGUGACAAUUCUCACACCCAAUGCAAGUGCUACCACCUGGCCAGCUUUGCUGUCCUUAUGGGACUUACCCACAAGGAGGAUCCUGCGCUGACUGUGAUCACCCAUGUGGGGCUGACCAUGUCUGUGCUGUGCCUCUUCCUGGCAGCCCUCACCUUUCUCCUGUGCCGGCCCAUCCAAAACACUAGCACCACCCUGCACCUGCAACUCUCUCUCUGCCUGCUCCUGGCCCACCUCCUCUUCCUCACAGGCAUCAACAGAACUGAGCCUCAGGUGCUGUGCUCCUUCAUUGCAGGACUUCUGCACUACCUCUACCUGGCCGCCUUCACCUGGAUGUUCCUUGAGGGACUGCACCUCUUCCUCACUGUCAGGAAUCUCAAGGUGGCCAACUACACCAGCAUGGGCCGGUUCAAGAAGAGGUUCAUGUACCCUGUAGGCUACGGGAUCCCGGCUGUGAUUGUCACUGUGUCUGCAAUGAUUGGACCCCAAAAUUAUGGAACAUACACUCACUGUUGGCUCAAGCUUGAUAAAGGAUUCAUCUGGAGCUUCAUGGGGCCAGUGGGAGUCAUUAUCUUGAUAAACCUAGUUUUCUACUUCCAAAUUCUGUGGAUUUUGAGAAGAAAACUUUCUUCCCUCAAUAAAGAAGUUUCCACAAUUCAGGACACCAGAGUCAUGACGUUUAAAGCCAUUGCUCAGCUAUUUGUACUGGGAUGUUCUUGGAGCCUUGGCUUCUUUAUGGUUGAAGAAGUAGGGGAGACAGUGCGCUUGGUCACCAGCUACUUAUUCACCAUCAUCAACAUCCUGCAAGGGGUGCUGCUCUUUGUGGUGCAUUGCCUUCUCAAUCGCCAGGUGCUAAUGGAAUACAAGAAAUGGUUUACUGGGAUGUGGAAAGGGGUAAAAACUGAAAGCACUGAGAUGUCUCAGACUACCAUCCACACCAAAGAGGAAGGACCAGAAAAGUCAUCAGAAUUCACUCAGAGAAGAGACACCACCUGGACCCAACCACAGCCUCAAACUCAUCUUGUCUCUGCUUCUUGGUUAAGGAAGGAGAACUGACAUGUUCAUUGAUGGUGCUCCACUGUGGUCAGAUAUAGAUUGGAAAAAAUGCUACCAUUUCUACCUUUUCCUGCAAAAUGUCUGGGUAUAUUUGCCUAUUUUGGCUUUUGAUCUCCAUAAAAAGAACAGGACAUGCAGAAGAAUACUCAGAUCCAGAAUCCAAUCCUUUGGCAUGUGUGUUCGUGUGCAAAGGAUGCCUUUUAAUGAUGAAAGGCAAAAGUGGAUUUUCUUCUUGCUGCUAUAGCCACCUUGCUUAAUACUCAUCUGCCAGCAUCUGGAUUCAGCUC
Molecule: messenger RNA, 2510 nt
Organism: Otolemur garnettii (small-eared galago)
Lineage: Eukaryota; Metazoa; Chordata; Mammalia; Primates; Galagidae
Product: adhesion G protein-coupled receptor E4-like
Exons: 19
Coding region: 100-2223 (707 amino acids)
Biological process (GO): cell surface receptor signaling pathway; adenylate cyclase-activating G protein-coupled receptor signaling pathway
Cellular component (GO): membrane
Molecular function (GO): G protein-coupled receptor activity
Source: RefSeq, a predicted model, not a curated record